Messenger RNA from Propithecus coquereli (Coquerel's sifaka), 1531 nucleotides. It is a transcript of the gene RNLS, whose product is annotated as renalase, FAD-dependent amine oxidase. The record is from RefSeq and is a predicted model, not a curated record. Gene Ontology annotation, molecular function: oxidoreductase activity, acting on NAD(P)H. Gene Ontology annotation, cellular component: extracellular region. The transcript has 7 exons. The coding region runs from base 118 to 1146 and encodes 342 amino acids. NCBI's taxonomy places the organism in Eukaryota, Metazoa, Chordata, Mammalia, Primates, Indriidae.
GGCACCCGGCGGGAGCGCGGACCCAGGGAGCCCAGAGCGGGUUCGCCGCAGUUCCGCACGCCCCAGGCCGCCGGCCUCGCAGCAGAGACACUGGGCUCAACGUCGCUCCCUCCCGCCAUGGCGCGGGUGCUGAUCGUGGGCGCCGGCCUGACAGGAAGCCUGUGCGCCGCGCUGCUCAGGAGAGAGACGUCCGGUCCAUUGUACCUCACGGUGUGGGACAAGGCUGGGGACGCAGGGGGAAGAAUGACUACAGCCAGCAGUCCUCACAAUUCACAGUGUACAGCUGACUUGGGUGCUCAGUACAUCACCUGCACUCCUCAUUAUGCCAAAAAACACCAAAGCUUUUAUGAUGAACUGUUUGCUCACGGCAUUUUGAAACCUCUCACCUCUCCUAUUGAAGGAAUGGUGAUGAAAGAAGGAGACUGUAACUUUGUGGCACCUCAAGGAGUUUCUUCAAUUAUUAAGCAUUACUUGAAAGAAUCAGGUGCGGAAGUCUACUUCAGGCAGUGUGUGACCCAGAUCAACCUGAGAAAUGACAAGUGGGAAGUCUCCAGAGAAACAGGCUCCCCUGAGCAGUUUGAUCUUGUUGUCCUCACGAUGCCAGUUCCUCAGAUUCUGCAGCUUCACGGUGACAUCACCAACUUAAUUAGUGAAUGCCAAAGGCAGCAACUGGAGACUGUGAGCUACUCUUCUCGCUAUGCUCUGGGCCUCUUUUAUGAAGCUGGCACGAAGAUUGAUGUCCCUUGGGCUGGGCAGUACAUCACCAGUAAUCCCUGCAUACGCUUCGUCUCCAUUGAUAAUAAGAAGCGCAAUAUAGAGUCAUCAGAAAUCGGGCCUUCCCUGGUGAUUCAUACCACUGUCCCAUUUGGAGUUACAUACUUGGAACACAAAAUUGAGGAUGUGCAGGAAUUAAUCUUCCAGCAGCUGGAAAAUAUUUUGCCAGGUUUGCCUCAGCCCAUCGCUACCAAAUACCAGAAAUGGAGAUAUUCACAGGUUACAAAUGCUGCCGCCAACUGUCCUGGCCAAAUGACACUUCAUCUCAAACCUUUCCUUGUGUGUGGAGGGGAUGGAUUUACUCAGUCCAAUUUUGAUGGCUGCAUCACUUCUGCCCUAUGUGUUCUAGAAGCUUUAAAGAAUCACAUUUAGUACCUGUAUCCUUAUUCCCUACAUGUGCUUUGGGUUUUUGUUUUCACAAUUUUCUGCUAUUGAUUUGUUUUUCCCUUUUGUUGAGAGAAAUUACUGGAAAAUUGAUCUUAUUAUCAUUUUUCAUAUGGAGUAUAAAAUCAAUUUUAUAAUUUCAGUAGUUACAACCCAUGCUAAAAUAGAAAUUCCUCAUACCUUAUAUCUUUCUUCACUUUUCUGAAUUGCCAUGGCUACUCCUUGUUGGAAGAAAAGUUUUCUUAAAAAUAACAAAUGACCCUCCCCCCAAAUUAUGCUAAAUCACAAUAACAGUUCAUCUACCAAAAUCUUUAUUAUCUUUAUGAAAAUUUCAAUUCUGAAUAAAGAAUAAUCACAUUAUCAAGGCCUCAUC